This is a messenger RNA of Astyanax mexicanus (Mexican tetra), 12678 nucleotides long. It is a transcript of the gene myo10l1, whose product is annotated as myosin X, like 1. Lineage: Eukaryota; Metazoa; Chordata; Actinopteri; Characiformes; Acestrorhamphidae. Gene Ontology annotation, cellular component: cytoskeleton; myosin complex. The coding region runs from base 329 to 6538 and encodes 2069 amino acids. The transcript is spliced from 40 exons. The record is from RefSeq and is a predicted model, not a curated record. Gene Ontology annotation, molecular function: cytoskeletal motor activity; protein binding; ATP binding.
GUUGAGGAGGAGAGGCAGAUGAGAGCGCACUGCUGGAGCCGCUCCAUCACUGAGGGAAGGAAGGGGCUGCUGGAGUGAAAAACACGGGGAAAGAGAAGCCAGGCGUUUAAUUUUGGAUUUUUUAGCAGGAAAAACAGCUCGUUCUGCAUCGUGUUAACGCUGUUUACGCUGCUGGCUGUCUGCCAUUAGCGGGGAAUGCGGUUUACCGGCGAAUAGACCGGACCGGUGCGUCUACGUUUCUCUGCCCCCUUCCGUCGCGCCUGGCUCGGGCAGGUCCGGUGCUCUGUUCGCGGUGAGGUCGCCUCUCUGUGGGCGCUGAGGCUGGAAGAUGGACGCGUUUUUCACAGAGGGGGCACGAGUGUGGGUGAAGGAGAAAGAUCAGCUGCUUCCUUCUACAGUCAACUCCUGUGGAGAUGGACCCCUCGUACUCACUACUGACUAUGGAGAGGUGCUGUAUCUGCAGCUGGAUGAGGUCAACAGGGAGAAGGUGUACCCCAUGGACCAGAGCAGCAUUGAUGGAGUGGAGGACAUGUCCACUCUGGCGGAGCUGCACGAGGCCGCCAUCUUGCACAACCUCCACCAGCGCUACAAGAAGGACAACAUCUAUACUAACAUAGGCUCUAUCCUGGCAGCGGUGAACCCCUAUAAGCAGAUUGGGGGGCUGUAUGACCUGUCUGCAGUAGAGCUGUACAGUCAGCAUCACAUCGGGGAGCUCCCGCCUCACAUCUUUGCAGUGGCCAAUGAGAGUUACCGAUGCCUGUGGAAAAGACAUGACAGCCAGUGUGUGCUCAUCAGUGGAGAGAGUGGGGCUGGUAAAACCGAGAGCACUAAACUACUGCUGCAGUUUCUGUCUGUCAUGAGCCAAAAUUCAGCUGGAACUCCGCCCACAGAGAAGACCACACGUGUGGAACAAGCCAUUGUACAGAGCAGUCCCAUCAUGGAAGCGUUCGGGAACGCCAAAACUGUUUACAACAACAACUCCAGUCGCUUCGGCAAAUUCAUUCAACUACAUUUCUCCCAGAGUGGCAACAUCCAAGGAGGCUGCAUCGUUGACUAUUUGCUUGAAAAGAACCGUGUGGUGAGACAGAACCCAGGAGAGAGAAACUAUCACAUCUUCUACGCUCUGCUGGGCGGGGCAGAUAAAGGGCAGAAAGAGACAUAUUUCCUGGAAGACCCUCCAGAGUCGUUUUAUUACCUGAACCAGUCAGGCUGUUUGAAGGACCGGAGUCUGGAUGAUAAGCAGCUGUACGACAGUGUGAUGGAGGCGCUGAAGGUGAUGGAGUUCACAGAGGAGGAGAUCAGAGACAUGUUCAAGCUGCUGUCUGGAGUUCUGCAGCUCGGCAACAUAGAGUUCAUGACAGCAGGAGGCGCUCAAAUCACCACCAAGCAAGUGGCCACUAAUGUGAGUGAGCUACUGGGACUGGACUCAUUCCAGCUGUCUGAAGUUCUGACCCAGCGCUCCAUGAUCCUCAGAGGAGAGGAGAUCUGCUCCCCACUUACUGUAGAACAGGCGAUAGAUUCGAGGGAUUCAGUUUCCAUGGCUCUGUACUCUCAGUGCUUCUCCUGGAUUAUCAUGCGGAUCAAUCAGAAAAUCAAUGGCAAAGAUAACUUCAAAUCCAUCGGCAUCCUCGACAUCUUUGGAUUUGAGAAUUUUGAGGUUAACCGCUUCGAACAGUUCAGCAUUAACUAUGCUAAUGAAAAGCUGCAGGAGUACUUCAACAAGCAUAUCUUCUCCCUGGAGCAGCUAGAGUACAACAGGGAGGGGAUUCGCUGGGAGGCCAUAGACUGGAUGGAUAAUGCAGAGUGCCUGGACCUGAUAGAAAAAAAACUGGGAAUGCUGGCGCUGGUUAAUGAGGAGAGUCGAUUCCCUAAAGGCACCGACUUUACUCUGCUGGAGAAACUACACAGCCGACACUCUACCAACCCGUACUAUGUGAAGCCCAGACUGGCAGACCAUCAGUUUGGCAUCAAGCACUACGCUGGAGAGGUUUUGUAUGAUGUAAGAGGGAUAUUGGAGAAGAACAGAGAUACAUUCAGAGAUGAUAUCCUGAAUAUGCUGAAGGACAGCAGGCUGGACUUCAUCUAUGACCUGUUUGAGCAAGUAGGCAGCAGGAACAACGAGGAGACUCUAAAGAUGGGCACGGCCAGGAAGAAGCCCACCGUCAGCUCCCAGUUCAGAGACUCCCUUCAUUCUCUAAUGGCCACUCUGAGCGUGUCCAACCCCUUCUUCGUGCGCUGCAUCAAACCCAACAUGGACAAGACACCCAGCAGGUUUGACCCUGACGUGGUUUUGAACCAGUUGCGCUACUCAGGUAUGCUGGAGACGGUGAAGAUCCGCAGAGCGGGCUUUCCUGUCAGACGCACCUUUAAAGACUUCUUCAGCAGGUAUAAGAUCAUUCUGAAGGACAUGGGGGCGGGAGCGGAGGGAGAUGAGAAGAAAAAAUGCACAGAUCUGUUGAUGAAAUAUGACUGGGUGAAAAAAGAGUGGCAGCUUGGGAAGACCAAGGUGUUCAUGAAGGAGUCUCUGGAGCAGAAGCUGGAGAAAGAGAGGGACGAGGUGCGCCGUAAAGCUGGCCUCAUCAUACGGGCAUACCUACUACGUUACACUGCAAGGAAGCACUUUAAGAAAGCUCGUUCCAGCACUGUGAUCAUCCAGAAGAAUUACCGUGCUCACCUGUACCGCCGGCGGUUUCAGCGGAAGCGCUCAGCAGCGCUGGUCCUUCAGAAGCACCGGCGAGGGCAGGUGGCACGGGGCCUCUGCCGAAAACUCAGACAGGAGAAGAAAAAACGUGAGGAGGAGGAGAGAAAGAAGAAGGAGGAAGAAGAGAAGAGUCGAGAGGCAGACAAGGACAAAGACGGAGCAACUGCAAAAGAAGAAGGUGCAUCAGAAGAAGAUCAGGCAGAAUCCCCGCUCACUGUUGAGGAAGAGACUCGUCAGAUGGAGGAGAUUCUGAGGCUGGAGCGAGAGAUCGAGCGCUUGCAGAAGCAGAGGGAGGAUGGUGUGUCCAUGCUGUGCGAGAGCUCGCGGCAGGAGCUCCGCCUACGCCGGGAUGCGGAGACGCUUCGGCAGAAGAAGGAGGCCUCACGUGCCGCCACUCAGUCCCUUGACCUGCAGGACUUCGACCCCAAACGAGCUUCCCCUGUGCCUCCCCCCACUGUUACUGAGGAAGAGGAGGUGGAUGAAGGCUUCCACGCAGACGAGGAGUGCAUACCUCUGUCUGAGUUUCCCCCACCUGCCGAGGGACCUCCGGAUCAGGAGAUCUUAGCCACUCUACCCCCUCCUCCAGCGGCCUUUGCAGAGGGUACAGUACCAUCGGGAGCUCCUGCUGCAGCUCCGGAGGUUCCUGGAGCGCCCAAUGCCCCACCACCUCCCCCACCUCCACCGCCUCCUCCUCCUCCACCUCCCCCACCUCCACUUCCUGGAGAGGCUCCAGUGGUAAAGAAGGAUGUUUCCGAGUCUGCUGGGCCUGAAAAAGAGCAGGCGAAAGCAACAGAGGAGAAGAAAGCAGAAGAGGAGAAGAAAGCAGAAGAUGGAGCUGGAGAUGAAGCAGUUGACAGAGCCAGCAAACUGACAGUGUCUGAGUCCAUGGUGGAUGCAGAAGAGCCCAUUUACAGCCUGCCACUGGACACAGAGUCUGAUUACGACCAGGACGAGUUGGAGGAUGGUCAGAGCAGUACAGCGGCCACGGACCCCGAACACGCCCGCAAGUCCACCUGUACCAACGCCAGCCAGGAGUCCUACAACCGCAGCUCUGACUCGUAUGUGGAAAGUGAUGAAGAGCAUGAUGGCUAUGCAGACACAGAUGAGGAGGUGUCUAAUGGGAGAGUGAGUGUGCUGAAUGGUAACGGACCUCCGUAUUUCCACAGCUACCUUUAUAUGAAGGCUGGUCUGAUGAUCCCGUGGCGGAGGCGCUGGUGUGUGCUGAAGGACGAAACCUUCAUGUGGUUCCGCUCCAAGCAGGAGUCUUUAAAGUCAGGCUGGUUGUAUAAGAAAGGUGGGGGUCUGUCCACACUGUCCCGCAGGAACUGGAAGAUGCGCUGGUUCGUGCUGCGAGACUCCAAGCUGAUGUACUUUGAAAAUGACAGUGAGGAAAAGUUGAAAGGAACCAUCGACAUCCGCUCUGCCAAGGAAAUAGUGGACAAUCAUGAGAAAGAGAACGCUCUGAACAUUGUGACGGAUGAGAGGACAUAUCAAGUGUUUGCAGAGUCACCAGAGGAUGCCAGUGGUUGGUUUAAUGUCUUGAGUCGGGUUCACACUGCCAGUCCUGAGCAGCUGCUGGAGAUGUCCCAUGAGCAGGCCAACCCCAAGAAUGCUGUGGGCACUCUGGAUGUGGGGCUGAUAGACUCUGUUUGUGCCUCUGACAAUCCUGACCGGCCCAACUCAUUUGUAAUCAUCACGGCUAAUCGAGUGAUCCACUGUAACACCGACCUUCCAGAGGAGAUGCACCACUGGAUCAGCCUCCUACAGAAGCCCAAAGGAGAUUCCAAGAUUGAGGGCCAGGAGUUUCUGGUCAGAGGCUGGCUGCAUAAAGAAGUAAAGACUGGGGCGAAGAGCAGCGCACUAAAGCUGAAGAAGCGCUGGUUUGUCCUGACUAACAACUCUUUGGAUUACUACAAGUCAGCAGAACGCAGUGCAUCCAAAAUGGGAACCCUGGUGCUUAACAGCCUCUGCUCUGUGGUUCAGCCUGAGGAAAAAGUGUUCAAAGAAACAGGUUACUGGAACAUCAUUGUUCAUGGGCGGAAACAUUCCUACCGGCUCUACACUAAGCUGCUGAAUGAAGCUGCCAGAUGGGUGUCGGCCAUCCAGGGAGUCAUUGAGAACAAGGUGCCCAUCGAGACGCCCACUCAGCAGCUCAUCAGAGACAUCAAGGAGAGCAGUGUGAACUCAGAGGCGGUGGAGCAGAUGUAUCGCAGAAACCCCAUCCUCAGAUAUACCCAGCAUCCCCUGCACUCACCUCUCCUGCCCUUGCCCUAUGGAGAAAUCAAUGAUAACUUUCAAAAGCAGAAGGGUUAUGGGAGUCUGCAGGACGAGGCAGUGAAGAUCUUUAACUCUCUGCAAGAGAUGGAGAUUGUGUCUGAUCCAAUAGCUAUCAUCCAGGGAAUUCUGCAGACCUGCCAUGAUCUCAAACCACUCCGAGACGAGGUCUACUGUCAGCUGAUCAAACAGACCAAUCACGUGCCCCAGCCCAACAGCCCAGCCAAUCGGGCACACUGGCACUUGCUCACGUGCAUGAGCUGCACAUUCCUGCCCAGUCGUGCCAUUCUGCGUUAUCUCCGCUUCCACCUGAAGAGGGUUAGGGAGCGUUACCCAGGUACUGAAAUUGAGAAGUAUGCCUUCUUCAUCGGCGAGUCUCUGAAGAAGACCAAGGCAAGAGAAUUUGUGCCAUCUCAGGAGGAGAUCGUCGCCCUGCUUACCAGACAAGAAAUGACCACCACUGUGUACUGCCAUGGAGGAGGAUCCUGCAAAAUCUCAAUCAACUCACAUACAACUGCAGGAGAGGUUGUGGAGAAGCUGAUCCGAGGUCUGGCGAUGGAUAACAGCAGGAACCUGUUUUCACUGUUCGAGCACAACAAAGUCGAGAGCCGGGCUAUUGAGAGCCGUGUUAUUGUGGCAGAUGUACUUGCCAAGUUUGAAAGGCUGGCCGGAAGUGAGGAAGAGGAGGAAGAUGGACCCUGUCGACUUUAUUUUAAACUUUACUGCUUCCUUGAUGUGGAGAGCAUGCCCAAAGAGGGGGUGGAGUUCGCCUUUAUGUUUGAACAGGCUCAUGAGAGUCUGAUCAGUGGUCAUUUCCCUGCCCCUGAGGAGACGCUGCAGCAUCUGGCUGCUCUGCGCCUGCAGUACAUCCACGGAGACGUGGCGCGGACACCCUGGAGCCUGAGCAGCGUGUAUCCUGUGGGCCGGCUCCGCACGCGAAUCCUGCAGUCCACCAAGGCCGGCGGGACUGGUGCUCCAGGGGUCGGCCCGGUGGGGCCAGGGGGUCACGCGAUCCAUGGGAGACGGACCAGCUUUCUGGACGGGACUCUGAGGCGCAGCUUCAAGACGGGUUCUCUGAAGAAGCAGCGGGUGGAGGAGGAGCAGAUGCUGGAGAUGUUUGUGAAGGAGGAGAUGUCGGCCACUCUGACCAGCGUUCUGGAGAAGUGGAAUCGGCUGCAGGGCAUGCCCCAGCAUCAGGCCAUGCUCAAUUACAUGACCAUCAUUAAAGAGUGGCCUGGAUAUGGCUCUACACUCUUUGAUGUGGAGUGUAAAGAAGGGGGCUUCCCUCAUGACCUGUGGCUGGGAGUGAGUGCAGAGAACGUGUCCGUAUAUAAGAGAGGAGAACCCAAACCACUGGAGACCUUUCAGUAUGAGCAUAUCGUCUUCUUCGGAGCACCACAGCCUAGCACCUACAAAAUCACUGUGGACGAGAGAGAGAUGUUCUUCGAAACUCCUCAGGUGGGUGAGAUCACUAAGAUCAUGAAGGCUUACAUCAACAUGAUUGUGAAGAAGCGCUGCAGCGUCAUGUCCGUCACCAGCACCAGCAGUGCUUGGAUGAGGUGAUCAAGAACCUUUACAAGAAGCUAUAGAAGUUGCAGAGACAAAACAGAGGAUGUCUUCUUGUAUGAGAUGUUUAACCUCACCUACCUGCUGAUCAUAUGAGAGAUAUACGAAAUACGAGAUACGAGAGAACAGAAAGGAGAGAGAGAGAGAGAGAGAUGCACAAUGACUCUGACUUGGCUCUGUUUAACCCUUUGUCUUAUUUAUUUUGAAUGCAGCAUCUUUUUUCAUGUCAGUGAAGUCUUAAUUUAUUUGUUCAUAAGAACCAACCACACACCUACAAAAGCACAACCGAGCCAAACCAUCAGUCCUGUUACUGUAGAGCCUCCCUCACUGCCAGCACUGAGACUGACUGAGACCAAGACUGAGGUCUUCUCUCUUCUCUUUUAUCUUCGUCAACUUUCCGUCACCAACUCUCUCUCUUAAUGUUCAGCUUGUGGUGGUUGAUGUCCUCUCCAGCCCAAAGGACCCAUGACUGAGCCAUCCCAGAAGCGUGGGCUUGUAUGUGAGUUUGUUCUGUUUAAGUUUGCCCGUUUCCUAAAACGUGAACUCAGAGUUACACUCAGAGCCUUUUUCUGAGCCUUUAUCACCAAUACAGAACUGUCCAUCACUGAAAAUGUGUGCCCUGGGACUGACCAGAGAGGUGACGUGUAAGGAAAUCGUUCAGAAAAGAGCCAUUUGAACAUUCUGAUCUUAGUGUGGGUUUAUUACUUUUCACACAUUACCACCAAACUAUAUUUUAAACAUACUAUUUAUAUUCAAUUUAAUAUAAUUUGAGUCUUUUUAGGGCGUUUUCACACUUGUUCCAAAUAAAUGAGUGCUCACCUAUACCUAUACUAAUUCUAAGCUCGUAAUCAAACCAUUCGAAUCAUAGACCGAUUGUGUAAUUCCAUGCAUCACUUUUCUGUGUGUGAGAUAGCAAAAACUGUGGCUGUUUGUUGCUUUUUAUUAUUUUAUUUGGAUAUAAACACUCAAGCAGUGAGAAACUUGAGCUUUUGGGAUACAGUGGUGGUUUAUUAGGAUAAAAUGAUGAAAAGAAAAGUAACGCAAUAAGUGUAAGCAUCACAUCACAUUACAUAAUGAACCAAUCACGCAAACCUACACGCAGCACCAGGAGCUGACAGCUUUCACACCUGCAGCGGACUGCACUAGAGUCCACUUAAAGUAAACCCCAACCCACUAAUUUGAGGAGGACUAGAGAUUGGUGCUCUGGACUGUUACUAGGCUCAAACGUAGCUUUCACACUUGUGCAACGAACUGAACUGUCAGAGCAAGUGUGACCCAGUCUGAAUAAAAAAGGCUAGUGUGAAAACGCCCUUAAAAAAGUGGCUGAGAGAAUGCAUUUAAUAUACAAUUGUACAGUAUACAUUAUUCAAACAUACAAUGCCAGUGCACAAUAAUAUUUGGACAGCGACUGAGUGAAUGAGUUUCAUUCAUUCUGCCAGAAAUCUGCACAGCAGUUUUGAAAAGCUUAAGAAAGCCUCUAUAUACCUCCUUGUCCCCAGUUCGGCCAGCCAAACCAACUUCUUACUGAGUGUUGCCACUGGAAGUACAUCAGUAUAAUACCAAGCAAGGUCAAGCCUAAACUGGGGAUGAUAUCGUGACCAGCAUACGGAUAUGCUUCAUAACAUCAGAUGACUUUUAAUGUAUCAUGUGACAUUCAUUUGGAAAUGCUAUGUGAGGAAUGAAGUUAUCUGUUGAAUUCUAAGCUACUGAGUUCUUUCUUCCCCAGUGUUACUGCUGAACCAACAUUGAACCAUUGAGUAUUGAUAACUGAUAAUUAAUACUAGAAAGUCAGAAAAUCUAGCUUUUUUGUGUUUAGGACUCAAAUAUUGUUCAGAACUAGACAUAAGCAGUUUGAAGCCAAAGUGUUGGGACAGUGGUGUAUUUUAAACCAGACCAAAAGACAAAUUCGGAAAAAAAAAAAAAAGCUAAAGGACUGAAUGUCAGCUUUUGUCUUUGGGUACCACAAGUCAAAUACAUGAGAUAUCUUCUUUAAAGUGUAACGUUAAGGAAGUUGUAAAUAUUGUUUGGUGCGAGAGAUCCAGGGCACAAAUUUAGCCUGAGCAGGAUGGUUUUCCAGGUUAUCAAAGUGGAGCCAAAGCCAGUUUAUGGAGAGCUUAUUCACUUCAUAUCCCCCUUGUUAUAUCAGAAAAUGACUCCAAACCGCUAGAGGGAGUCCACGAGUGAGUCCAAAAUGAAUGGAGGUGAAAGAAGCUAAACUAAUUUUUAAUGUCAGCUAAACUCACAUGAAAAAUAGCAACUAAUCGCUUGGCCAGGAUUUUCCUCUAAUUUUGGAAAGUCAAAUGAUGUAUUUUGCUAAAAAAAAGCAAUGAAAACGGACCUGUGUAUUUUCAAUUUUCCACACAAACAGGUUUUAGGCAGUAAAGAUGAUAGCAUCAACAUGAUACUGCUACUUUUACAAGCCUUUUACAUUUAAAAAAUGUGUUUGAUUCUAAAACAAUUGAGGAUGUACUGUUGAGAAAAUUAUUAAAAAUGUCAGCAUAAAAUUAUCUAACAUUAUUAAUCUUGUAUGAUUUUGCUCAAUUGCUCCACAUAAACCUAUUGAUUUUGGACUCACCCUGGAACGCCCUCUGGUGGCUCAAAAAUUGAGAAGAGAUUCUUAAGUGAGUAUUGUCUUCUCUAGAGAUUUUCUAGAGAAAGAAAGGCUGCCCUAAAUACCUCUCUCUGCAGCAGUGCUCUCUGACUGUUUUAACAUAAGAGGCUUGGACCCCUUUUUUUUCCUUAAAGCUGCUUUGUGACAACUUUUGUUGUAAAAAGCGCUAUAUAAAUAAAAUUGAAUUGAAUUUUAUUACCUGCCCUGGUGGGUAAAUUGCAGGACUGCACACUGUGUUGCCACAAUGUUAAGCUGAUAGAUCAGAACUGGCUAUUAGUGUUCUCCUCCUCCUAAUGUGUUGAACUGUCCAUUAACAUUGUGUGGUGGCUGGCUACUUGUGAUUCAGAUGAAACACAUGUUAGCCUAGUUAAUGGGUGGGAAUUAUGUUGCAUUGCAUUUUCCUUGGAUGUUGGAACUGGGAAUUACUUUACACCUGAGUUCAUGAUUUCAAAACAUUUCCAAAAAACAGUUACGUUAAAACGAAACGUUGCCAGUAAUAUACCAGUGUUUUUUUGGUGGAUCGUGUCAAAAUAUGUCCUAGGUUAUCACUGUUAGCAUUGUUCCAGGUUAGCAUUGUUAUACCAGUUGAUAACACUGCAUAUAAUAGUACAUAUUCAAAAUAUGUAUGGAAUGAUAAGAAGAACAAAAGUUUCUGUCCUAAAAAGAGAAAUGUGUUAAGAAAAAAAAACAAGGACAAACAAUCCUAAGCAUAAGGCAGUAUCAUUUCUUGAGGAUUGGGCUGUUUUACAUUAAAAGUGCCAUAGAAUUUUGUUAAACAGUAUUUUAUUAUAAUCUCUGAUAUCUACAAAGAAGCAAGGUGAUUUUACUUGGGGUGGCGCCCAAUUCUGUUCCUAUGAUUUGGCCUAGAAUGAUUUUUUUAUAGAACUUUAUAUUGAACUUCUGAUGUUCUGGUUUCCAGCAGGACACUGUGACGACUCACACAGAAUCAACAUUGCAUAACAUGGCAUAGCUUUGUUUUUAGCUUUUCUUUGUUUUUAGUAACAUUGUUCCUCAGAAUAGUUUACUACAUUACUGAAAAGCACUGCUAUCCUGUUGAUAUGGUUUGUGAUUAGCUAUUUUAAGAGAUUGGCUAGGGUUAGCUUUUAGCCUAACACAGAUACCUGCAUGCUUCCUGCAUUUUCGCUUCAUUGCACACUGUUUAUGAUUUUCCUUCCCUGGCUCUAGUGUCAUCAGGCCAGGCUGUGGUUCUCAGAGUCUGAUGGUGAUGUGCUGUCAAAUUAUCUUAGAAAACUUAAUGCAAAGUUUAGUUAACAGAAACACCAUAAUCUCAGGAACUCAGCACUGGAUGUGCUUACAUCAGAAUGGCAAGAUUGCUGGUGUAUGUGAAUGAUGAGGCAUCAAAACUGUGAUGUAAUAGUUUUAGGGCUCUGGAAUUGGCAGGUUUUACAGCUGUGUUUUACUUAUUAUACAUUUCGGUUUUGUAUUUGAACAAAAGAUAAGUGUUUUAUGCCAGUUUUCCAUUCUGCGGCACCUUUAACGUCUGUUACAGUUUCCCAAAAAGGUAAAAGCUGACAUCAUGUACUUCAUUUUUGACAUAAAAAUGUCAUGAAUAUGCAACAAAAAUAGCUGAUUAUACGCACAGCAUUUUGAACCAAAAUGCAUCUGUGACGAUUAAAAUUUUGUGUACUGUGAUAUUGUGUUAAAAAGAGAAAAAUGAUACUUUAGUAGUUUUGCCCCCUAGAACACAAAAAUUGGAUAUAGGUAAUAAAUACAAAGGAUUAAUGAAACCACAGUAUUAAAAAGUUAACAAUCAUAUAUUAUAGUGUUUUAAAAGAUUAAAGCAAAAACAAAAACUCAGUAGGUGACAUAAACUCAGUGUCAAUGAUUUAAUUGACUUGUGCAAUUCAAUUAUGCUGGUAACUCUUUUUCAGAGGCUUUAAAUAGUUUACCCUGUUGCAGCCAGUGUAAAUAUAUACAUAACUCAGAAAAACACUGAGUUGGCUGUUAAAGCUGUUAACUAGCUCAUUACAUCUUUUUUACUGUUUACUGUAAUUAAACGUUACGAUUUAUAGGUGAAGGGCUCGAUUCUGCAGCCCAGCGAUAUGGCGGAAGGUCAGAGUAACAUGCACAAGACGCGUUAUCGAUAUUACAUAAUUAUUCACAUCAUAUCUUAUUGAUCAACACUCAGAGUAAGUCCAAGUAUGCCUGUUAUUGUCUGUUUUUUUAUUUAACUUAAAAUAUAAAACUACUGUAUCUCCCAAAACAGUACCUGUGUAAUUUUGCUGUUUGAUAUGCAACUAUAUUUGUCAGUGUAAUGCAAGUUUCUUUGUGUGUGUCUGAGAAUUCUUAACAUAAAGAUGGAACGAAUCGAAGCGAGCGAAAAAAAAAAAAGGUUCACAGUUUAAAGGCAUUGUGGAGAAAUUAUCAUAAGUGUAUGGGUAUUUCUGUUAAGGGUGGGUGUUGUGAUUGUUGUUUGAGGCACAAAAUAAAGUGUGUGUGGGAGGGGCGGGGAGGUGGGUGGGUGAAGGGUUGGUGUAUUUAUUACCGAUAAUAUUAACGCAGUGAGAAAGCGAGUGGGAGGGACAGGGAGUAAGUGGGCUGAAGUUUUCCUUUUGAGCUGACCUAGGACCAGUCUCAGUACUCCAAACUGAUUGAACAGCUGGUGUCAUAUUUACCAGUCAUUGCACAAAAACUGAAAUUAAAUCCAUAAACUAAAUUAUGGAUGUAAAAUCCAACACCUAGCUAAAUAUACCUGUAAAUCUAAUUGGGGAAAUUAUUUAGGUUUAAACAAUAAAGGUUUAAAAGGCCUUGUGGGUUUUCCAUUUUCUGUCAUAUAAUACAUAUUAAUACAUAAUAAACCUUUAUUAGCAUAACAACUACAUGAGCUCAUAAUUUAACUGAUACUGAUAAGAUGUAGUAGCAAAAUAAAGACUUCAUAUACAGCCUCCUUAAGUUAAAGGCGACUGGUCCUAGGUCAGUAGAGAAGGGCUACUUCUGCCAGCACUGGAUUACGGUGUGAACACACAUUGAGAGUGCUUUAGAUAUGGAUACACUAAAAUGAUGUGUAAUGAUGGUGUGUGUGUGUGUGUGCGUGUGCGUGAGGGGGGGUUGUUGAGGACGUCUAAACGUCUAGAAGGGAUGUUAGGUUACUACUGUCCUUCAUGAGUAUGUGCUGAUAUGUGUCACUCAACACACACACACACACACACACACACACACACACACAUACACACAUACAUACACACAAACACACUAAGAGCCACACUGACAGAUGUACACACACACACACACACACGCGCACAGUUCUGUCUCUCUCACUCUUUACACUGGGUCCUUGCUCAGCUGCAGGCAGCCAAUAUAGGGCCUGAAUGAUGUAAAUCUUUCUCAUUGUUGUUCUUAUAUGAGUAUAUAUAUAUAUAAUAUUUAAAACAAAUAUGACUAAUAAUAACUGUGCUUGUUUUAAAAAGAGAGGGAAUAAAUGUUUUUGUUCUUUUCUUCUUUUUUCAUUUUUUUUGUAACUGGCUUUACAAAAUGCUUUAAUAAAUUAUUGGAAUUUAUCACCAUA